This is a messenger RNA of Fusarium keratoplasticum, 1398 nucleotides long. RefSeq names its product Mannan endo-1,6-alpha-mannosidase. The record is from RefSeq and is a predicted model, not a curated record. Gene Ontology annotation, molecular function: mannan endo-1,6-alpha-mannosidase activity. Bases 1 to 1398 code for a protein of 465 amino acids. Gene Ontology annotation, biological process: fungal-type cell wall biogenesis; carbohydrate catabolic process. The transcript has 5 exons. Lineage: Eukaryota; Fungi; Ascomycota; Sordariomycetes; Hypocreales; Nectriaceae.
AUGCUCUCCCUCAAGUCGGCGGCCCUCGUGGCCUUGUCGGGAGGUCUCUUCCAAAUGGCCGAUGCCCAAUACAAGAUUGGCACAAAGGCCGAGAUUAAAGACACGGCAGCAAAACUCGCCUACGAUCUCAUGCUGCAAUAUGACGGAAACACGACUGGCAUGAUCCCCGGUAUCUUGCCUGGACCGCCCACAGAGUUCAAGGGUGACUACUACUGGUGGGAGGGAGGCGCCAUGAUGGGAACAUAUAUCGACUACUGGAAGCUCACCGGCGACUCGAGCUACAACCACGUCAUCAUGGAGGGCAUGCUGCACCAGACGGGUGACGGCCACGACUACAUGCCCGAGAACCACACAGCUUCGCUCGGAAACGACGAUCAAGGCUUCUGGGGCAUGUCGGCCAUGCUGGCUGCCGAGAACAAGUUCCCCAACCCUCCCGAAGACAAGGCUCAAUGGCUCGCCCUUGCGCAGGCCGUCUGGACGACGCAGGCCCACCCCAAUCGACACGACAAGGAGUGCAAUGGAGGUUUGCGAUGGCAGAUUCCUUUCACCAAUGCUGGUUACAACUACAAGAACACAAUUGCCAACGGAUGCUUCUUCAACCUUGGAGCUCGACUUGCCCGAUACACCGGUAACUCGACCUAUGCGAAGUACGCUGAAGAGACUUGGGAUUGGCUUUGGGCUGUUGAAUACAUCGACCAUGAGAACUGGAGGGUGUACGAUGGUGGACACGUCGAGAAGAACUGCACCGACAUCAACAAGGCCACAUUCUCGUACAAUGCUGCUAUUCUGCUGCAGGGUGCGGCUUUCAUGUACAACUACACGAAUGGCUCCGAGAUCUGGGAGACCCGCGUCAACAACCUCACCGAUUCCCUCCUCAAGAACUUCUUCCCCAAGGGCAUCGCAUGGGAGGUCCCCUGCGAAGGCCGUAAGGGCGCCUGCUCGACCGACAUGCUUUCCUUCAAGGGCUACGUUCACCGAUGGCUCGCGGUCGUCACUCAGAUCGUCCCUCAACUCCAAGAGAAGAUCCUCCCCGUCCUUCAAACCUCGACCGAAGCCGCCGUCAAGCAGUGCACGGGUGGAAAGUCUGGCCGCGCCUGCGGAUUCUACUGGAGCGAUGGAGUUUUCGUUGACCCGGCUGUCGACGAGACAAGUGGUGCGGGAGAGCAGAUGAGCGUGCUGGCGGCUGUAUCGAGCUUGUUGAUUGGUGACGCCGAACCCCCCGUGACCAACCGAACCGGCGGUAUUUCCAAGGGAGACCCCAACGCGGGCAAGGAGUCGCACGACACGCCGGAGCCGGAUCCCAUCACGCAGGCCGACAAGGCCGGGGCCGGUGUUCUCACAUUUUUGAUCCUGAGCAGCGCGCUCGGGACGUUUGUUUGGAUGUGCGCUUUCGACUGA